AUGCUCUUCGCUCCGAUCGCCGUUGAGGCGAUGAAGUGCAAGGAAGAAAACUGCGAAUCUGUCUCUGCGGAAGGAACAAAAACAAUCCAUUCGAACGCGGCAAGCUGCGCAAGCGCGAGGAGCACUCGGCUUCGGUACACCCCAGCCGAAGCUGUGCUGCAGGCCGCCCCGCAGCCACCAUCCGAGCCUCUUGCCUUCCGUCAGCAGCCACUGUGGCAGUUCCCACCACCGCUGCCUCCGCCUUACGUCUAUCCUCAUGAUCAGGACAACCUUAUGCAGCCAAUUGGUAACGAGCGAGCUAGUUUUCGCAGUUUACGCAAGAAUAUUGGUGGGCGAUGGAAACGACUCGUCAAAAAGAAGCCUGAACAGGAAGUUUACACGAUUCCACCCGAGCUCAAGCCCCAACUGAAGCAAAUAUACAUGUAUUAA
Danaus chrysippus (African queen) is the source of this 429-nucleotide messenger RNA. The record is from the annotation of a GenBank genome assembly. NCBI's taxonomy places the organism in Eukaryota, Metazoa, Arthropoda, Insecta, Lepidoptera, Nymphalidae.